Molecule: messenger RNA, 785 nt
Organism: Homo sapiens (human)
Lineage: Eukaryota; Metazoa; Chordata; Mammalia; Primates; Hominidae
Gene: RPL36
Product: ribosomal protein L36
Exons: 3
Coding region: 214-531 (105 amino acids)
Biological process (GO): translation
Cellular component (GO): endoplasmic reticulum; cytoplasm; cytosol
Molecular function (GO): structural constituent of ribosome
Source: RefSeq, marked reviewed
CCUUCCGCCACGGCCGUCUCUGGAGAGCAGCAGGUAAGUGGUUUCCCGCACUGCCGGUAUCCGCCGCCAUCCGGACUCCCGGGUCCUCUGUGCAGGUUGGAGGAUGGUUGGUUGUGGCGAGCGAGGCUGAAGGAGCCGGGACGCGGGGCUCUGGGCCUCGGGAACUGAGCCGGUACUCACCUCCGCCCCUUCUCCCCGUCGCUGUCCGCAGCCAUGGCCCUACGCUACCCUAUGGCCGUGGGCCUCAACAAGGGCCACAAAGUGACCAAGAACGUGAGCAAGCCCAGGCACAGCCGACGCCGCGGGCGUCUGACCAAACACACCAAGUUCGUGCGGGACAUGAUUCGGGAGGUGUGUGGCUUUGCCCCGUACGAGCGGCGCGCCAUGGAGUUACUGAAGGUCUCCAAGGACAAACGGGCCCUCAAAUUUAUCAAGAAAAGGGUGGGGACGCACAUCCGCGCCAAGAGGAAGCGGGAGGAGCUGAGCAACGUACUGGCCGCCAUGAGGAAAGCUGCUGCCAAGAAAGACUGAGCCCCUCCCCUGCCCUCUCCCUGAAAUAAAGAACAGCUUGACAGAAGCCCUGGCUCUCCUGCUGUCCGUGGGUGGGUGUGGGUGUGUCGGGGGCCCGCAGUCCCCUGUCUGGUGCCCGCUCUGAGCCACACCCUCUCCGGGUGCUGCCUGGUCGUGAAUCAAAAGCCGUGGCCCGCCCACCCUUCCCGGGGCAGCAGGUGAGGAAGCCGCCGUACUGCAAAUGACUUUAAUCAUUAAAUAGCUUCUAUGCCACA